Messenger RNA from Brachypodium distachyon (stiff brome), 4698 nucleotides. RefSeq names its product clustered mitochondria protein. The coding region runs from base 251 to 4402 and encodes 1383 amino acids. The transcript is spliced from 29 exons. Gene Ontology annotation, molecular function: protein binding. Gene Ontology annotation, cellular component: cytoplasm. The record is from RefSeq and is a predicted model, not a curated record. Gene Ontology annotation, biological process: organelle organization. Lineage: Eukaryota; Viridiplantae; Streptophyta; Magnoliopsida; Poales; Poaceae.
AACGAGAGAUUCGCCUUACCCAGAGCCCAGGCCCCAGACGCCAGCGGCGGAGUGUGGCGACCGCGGGGGAUUAGGAGGGGGGCCGCUCGCUCGUAUAAAAACGGCGUCCGGCGCAGGCAUCUGCCCUCCUCCAUUUUACCCAAACAGCCCCUCGCCUCCAAAGCCAAUCGUUCCCGUCUCGUUCUCCGCCUCGCGCCGCCUCUCCUCUCCGCGGAGCCGAAGCUUCCGCGGCGCCGCAGGCGGCAGGAAUAUGGCGGGGAAGUCGAAGGGUGGGAGGAACAAGGCGAAGGCGCAGGCCGCCAGCCAGGCCGUUCCGGUGGAGCCGGUAGUGCCUGUUACUGAUGGAGUUCAGGAGGACAAGCCUGAGAACGGGGUUGUGAGUGAAGCCCCUGCUGCGGAGGUCGGUGCGGUGGAUGUUGAAAAGGAGGAGGGAGAUGCAGCUUCGGUCGCACAGCCUGCAGAGAAGCCCGCUGAAGGAGAGCUUCAUCUCUACCCUGUUUCUGUUAAGACACAAUCUGGUGAAAAGCUAGAGCUACAGCUAAGCCCGGGAGAUUCUGUUAUUGAUGUCAAACAAUUCCUCUUGGAUGCACCUGAAACUUGCUUCUACACGUGCUACGAUUUGAUAUUGCAUACAAAAGAUGGUUCAGCACACCAGUUAGAGGACUACAAUGAAAUUUCUGAGAUUGCAGAUAUAACUGCUGGUGGCUGUUCGUUGGAGAUGGUUGCUGCAACAUAUGAUGAGAGGUCUAUUAGGUCUCAUCUCCGCCGUGUCAGGGAAUUGCUCUCUCUUUCUAGUCUUCAUGUCUCACUAUCAACAUCUCUAGCUCUGCAGCAAGAGUCUACCCAGGGGAAAAAUGCAGCAGAUGCAGGAAAAACUGCUAACCAGGAGCUUGAUGGUUUAAAUUACAUGGAGGACACAACUGUUGCUCUUACUAAUUUGUUGGCAUCUGCACCAGCGGAAAUCAAAUGCGUGGACAGCAUAGUUUUUUCGUCGUUCAAUCCUCCACCAAGUUAUAGGAGGUUACAUGGAGAUCUCAUCUAUAUUGAUGUUGUGACACUAGAAGGAAACGCAUACUGCAUCACAGGGAGUUCCAAAUCUUUUUAUGUGAAUGCUAGCAGUGAAAAUAUAUUGGAUUCAAGACCGUUGAAACAAUCUCAUGAGGCCAGCACUUUAGUUGGUCUGCUACAAAAAGUUAGCGCCAAGUUUAAGAAAGGUUUUCGUGAAAUAUUGGACCGCAAAGCAUCAGCCCAUCCUUUUGAGAAUGUUCAGGCCUUGCUCCCAGUGACUUCUUGGUUGGGAGCUUACCCUGUGUCAGAGCAUAAAAGGGAUGCAGCAAGGGCUGAGGAUUCUGUCGUGUUAUCAUAUGGUACUGAAUUGAUCGGCAUGCAGAGAGACUGGAAUGAGGAAUUGCAGUCCUGCCGAGAGUUCCCUCAUGGAAAUCCUCAAGAAAGGAUAUUACGUGGUAGAGCACUCUAUAAAGUAACAUGUGAUUUUGUUGAUGCUGCGGUAAAAGGAGCAGUUGGUGUCAUUAAUAGAUGUAUACCUCCAAUCAAUCCAACUGAUCCAGAAUGUUUUCAUAUGUAUGUCCACAACAAUAUUUUCUUUAGUUUUGCUGUCGACUCUGACUAUGAGCAAAUUUCGAAGGACCACAAGCUGGACUGUCAAAAUGGUUCCAGUAGAAGUACGCUUGUGACCUCCCCAGAUUUGGGUGCUAAGGCAGAUAGGAAACAUACAGACUCCAGUGUAGCACCGAAUUCAAAAACUGAAGAGCCUAAUGGUGUUUUGGACAAUAAUCCUGAUGCAUCCGCAGAAGCACAAAUAGCAGACAGUGAGCAGGCGACCUAUGCUUCCGCUAAUAAUGACUUAAAGGGAACCAAAUCUUACCAAGAAGCUGAUGUUCCUGGUCUUUACAACCUUGCCAUGGCAAUAAUUGAUUACAGAGGUCACAGGGUUGUAGCUCAGAGUAUCAUACCUGGUAUACUUCAAGGAGACAAGUCCGACUCCCUUCUGUAUGGUUCUGUCGAUAAUGGCAAGAAGAUAUCUUGGAACGAGGCAUUCCAUGCUAAGGUAGUUGAGGCUGCAAAGCGGCUCCAUGUGAAGGAGCAUGUUGUUUUGGAUGGUUCUGGCAAUCCUGUAAAAUUGGCUGCUACAGUUGAAUGCAAGGGAAUUGUUGGUAGUGACGACAGGCAUUAUAUUUUGGAUCUGAUGAGAGUGACUCCGCGAGAUUCUAAUUUCAUUGGACUGCAGCACCGCUUCUGUGUGUUGAGGCCUGAACUUGUAGCCUCAUUUGUUGAGGCUGAAUCCAUAAAGCAACCCCCGGCAGAGAAAGUUCCAGAUGUCCCUGCAGAGUCUAAUGGGCAAGAUGCUACGGCUACUAUCGUGGAGGGACAUGACAAGUCUGAUGAAAGUUCUGCUCCUAGACCUGCUGAAAAUACUGACUCAGCUGCUGAAAUUCUUUUCAAUCCAAAUGUAUUUACGGAGUACAAGCUUGCUGGCAGUCCAGAGGAGAUUGCAGCAGACGAAGCUUUGGUCAAAAAAGUUGGUUCAUAUCUGCUAGAGACGGUGAUCCCAAAGUUUGUUCAGGACCUUUGCUCUCUUGAUGUCUCCCCUAUGGAUGGUCAAACUUUAACCGAUGUGCUUCAUAGCAAUGGGAUAAAUGUUAGAUAUUUGGGCAAAGUUGCAGGUAUGAUCAAGCAAUUGCCGCAUUUAUGGGACUUGUUUUCAGCUGAGAUAAUUGUUAGGUCUGCAAAACAUGUUGUCAAGGAUAUACUGAGGCAAAGCCCGGACCAUAAUAUUGGACCUGCUGUUGCGCAUUUCUUAAAUUGUUUUAUCGGCAAAGUUUUGGCUGCUUCGACAAAAGGUAGUGCUGCCCAGUCGAAAUCCCAGAAGGGUCAUGAAACUCAAAAAUCGACCAAGGGUCAGAAAUCUGGCCAUUCAGCAUCUUCAAGAAAGGGUCAAUCAGCAUAUUCCCACCUAACAUCUGAUGGAAUUUGGUCUGACAUUAAGGAGUUUGCAAAACAUAAAUAUCAGUUUGAAGUGCCAGAUGAUGCGAGGGUUGGGGCUAAAAGAGUUGCAGUUCUCCGUAAUCUUUGCCAAAAGGUGGGAAUAACAAUCGCUGCUCGUAAAUAUGAUCUGAAUGCUGCAGCUCCAUUCCAACCUUCAGAUAUCUUGAAUCUCCAACCAGUUGUCAAGCACUCUGUUCCUACCUGUACGGACGCAAGGAAGCUUAUGGAAGCAGGGAAAAUCCGAAUGGCUGAGGGAACACUGAACGAGGCGUAUGCACUAUUUAAUGAAGCUUUUUCGCUACUUCAACAGAUAAAUGGUCCCAUGCACAAGGAUGCUGCAAACUGUUGCCGGUACCUUGCUAUGGUUUUAUACCAUGCGGGCGAUACAGCGGGAGCAAUUGUGCAGCAACAUAGAGAACUUGUCAUAAAUGAGCGAUGCCUUGGUCUAGAUCAUCCUGAUACAGCCCACAGCUACGGCAACAUGGCUUUGUUCUAUCAUGGGCUCAAUCAAACUGAACUUGCAUUGCGGCACAUGUCCCGUACACUGCUUUUGCUAAGUUUAGCAUCAGGUCCUGAUCAUCCGGAUGUUGCAGCAACUCUUAUAAAUGUGGCGAUGAUGUAUCAGGAUGCAAGCAAUAUGAGUACUGCUCUUAGGUAUCUUCAAGAAGCACUUAAGAAGAAUGAGCGCCUUUUAGGCCCAGGCCAUAUUCAAACAGCAGUAUGCUAUCAUGCUCUUGCCAUUGCAUUCAGUUGUAUGGGUGCAUACAAGCUUUCGAUUCAGCAUGAAACGAAGACCCAUGAUAUACUGGUAAAACAAUUAGGGAAUGAUGAUUCACGAACAAAAGAUUCAGAAAAUUGGCUGAAUACAUUUAAGGGUCGGGAACAGCAGGUUAAUGCCCAGAAGCAAAAAGGCAGGGGAACUAAUCCAUCUGAUAGCGCUAUUGAUUUUAUAAAGGCGCAUCCUGGAUUGUACCAAGCAAUGAAGGCAAUCCAAUCUGGCGAUGGAUCAGCAAAUAUCAACAAAUCACAUAAUGCUGCAGUAGUUGGAGAAGGUCUUCCUAGAGGAAGAGGAGUCGAUGAGCGAGGUGCCAAAGCAACUGCAGAAGCCCGGAAAAAGGCUGCUGCCAGGGGUGUUACUUUGCGUAAUGUGCCUCCUGCAAACAGUGUGUCUGAACUAAAUCAAAUUCUCAGCCUUAUCAACUCGGCUGCUACAUCUGCCACUACAAACACUCAAACAACUGAAUCUGAAGGGAAGCAGUCUAAUGGUCCUGCCCUUAAUGGCACAAAGGAGACCAAGGAAACAAAUGGGCCACCCGCCAAGGCAGACGGUCACACUCCUGUAGGAUUGGGUGCGUCAUUGGAGUUGAAGAAGCAGAAAUCCAAGCAGAAAGCAUAGUAAAAGAAUUUGGAAUGGUUGUUCUCUCCUACAAUUUUGAACUUCUAGGGUGAUUUUUUUUACCAAUAGGUUGUCACGUCCACUGUGGCAAGAGUAAUUUUAAUUUAUUUUGGGUGGGUUCUUAGCACGAGUUCAAUAAUAAUAACGAAAGUGGAGCGAAGACAAUUCUUGUGUCGGUUAGACUGCUGAUGAGAUAAAUGAUCAAGCCUUUAACUGUAAUAUCCAGACCGAUAUGUUAAUUCAUAAUUUCUGUACACAGGCUAUAUACAUAGUUGCCAAGAGAUUAACACUUCAAA